Anarrhichthys ocellatus (wolf-eel) is the source of this 989-nucleotide messenger RNA. RefSeq names its product FH1/FH2 domain-containing protein 1-like. The record is from RefSeq and is a predicted model, not a curated record. NCBI's taxonomy places the organism in Eukaryota, Metazoa, Chordata, Actinopteri, Perciformes, Anarhichadidae. The coding region runs from base 223 to 660 and encodes 145 amino acids. Gene Ontology annotation, cellular component: cytoplasm; cytoskeleton. Gene Ontology annotation, molecular function: actin filament binding. Gene Ontology annotation, biological process: cortical actin cytoskeleton organization. The transcript is spliced from 4 exons.
CUGUUUGGACCAGACUGACAGAGAGAACCUUCCUCCUCCAGGUUCCACUCCUUCCUUCUGUUCCUGGGUCAGCCGUCGUCCUCGGUGAGGGACAUCAGAGUGACCAGUUUCUGUCGGAUCAUCAGUGAGUUCUCUCUGGAGUACCGGACCACCAGAGAACGGGUCCUGACCCUCAAACAGAAACGAGCCGCUCACAGAGAGAGGACCAAGACCAGGGGCAAGAUGAUCACCGAGACUGAGAAGUUUUCGGGGGCAGUGCCUCAGGAGGAUGACUCCUCCCCCAUCUCCCCAGAGGCGGAGCCUGGUCAGGAGGAGCAUGAGAACAUGAAGAACCUGCUGAUCAGCACCGACAGUCUGACUGUGGACCAGAGAGGCCUGAGACGCUCCAGAGCCGUCCGCAGUCUCGGCAGUUUGAGUCCGUCCCAGAUGUUCGUAGCCAGAGAAGACGGGACUGUCUCCCAGGAUGAUGCCACGGACGAGAUAAUGGACCGACUGGUCAAGUCCGUGACCCAGAACCCCUCAGACAGACCGUCCAGUCCCAAGACCCGCAAGCGGUCCCGCAUGAACAGGAAGUCAUUGAGGAGGACUCUGAAGAGCGGGCUCAGUCUGGACGUGGUUCAGGCUCUGGGACUCAACAGCAAGAUGGCAGACCGGGUCUGAUCCCAGACCAGCUGAGAGACACGAGGACGGGUCUCCUUCAGGAGGACGAUCAGUGUUUAACUUUAGUGACGUCAUGAGUUUAUUAAUAUUAAUGUCGACAUGUUUCAGACAAACUAAAGAGACGUUCAGCUCUGAGACGACACAAACGAACAUGUCCAUUUAGUUCCUCUUCUUUUGAUCAAACCCCACAUGAUCUUCUUCUGCAGUUUUAAAUGUGUUCAAACUCUUCUCACCUAAUGCUCACAGUGAGGUCACACACAUGCGCACACACACACACGCGCGCACCCUCACACACACACACACACACGCGCACACUCACACACACACAC